Oncorhynchus tshawytscha (Chinook salmon) is the source of this 6283-nucleotide messenger RNA. RefSeq names its product adhesion G protein-coupled receptor E2-like. The coding region runs from base 3390 to 5954 and encodes 854 amino acids. Gene Ontology annotation, molecular function: calcium ion binding; G protein-coupled receptor activity. Gene Ontology annotation, cellular component: membrane. The transcript has 21 exons. The record is from RefSeq and is a predicted model, not a curated record. Lineage: Eukaryota; Metazoa; Chordata; Actinopteri; Salmoniformes; Salmonidae. Gene Ontology annotation, biological process: adenylate cyclase-activating G protein-coupled receptor signaling pathway; cell surface receptor signaling pathway.
GCCUGUUCAAUAACAUACAAGAAAGAACGUUUUGGGUAAAUGUGUCGUUCAGUACAAACCGUUCAGCAACUUAGCAAACAUUCAAGUGAACUGAACGCACCUUAGGUUUAGAGUCUUUUUGUGUGCAUGCACCUUUGAUAAAUGAGGCCCCUGGACUGGGAAAUGCUCAUCUAACUACAUUUUUUUUGUUGCAAUUAUUGGAAAUUCAGAAUAAGGUAGGGAAUACUAUACUAUUACAGAAAUAUCAAGAAGCAAAUAAACAAAAACAUUAUAGACUAGUAUACAAAUGAAGACUCAGAGAAUUGAUAUAAGUGGGCUUUACAUAGAAUCUUUGCUUUGGCCUCCCUCAUCACUCAAAUGAACCGCCCUGAACCUCUGAAAGCAUGUUGAGAGAGGACUGCAGAUAAUGGUAGAAAAUACAUUUACAAAUAAAACCAGGUUUGCACAAAGACAGCUGCGAUGUACCUUCUCAAAUCCUAUUCACAUGAACACAGGGAGUUGAAAAACCUGUUUUUGUUCUUGGUUUCUUUAUUUUCCAUUUAUCUUGUCAGUGUGCUGUAUUUACAUAGAGAUCAUCAGAUGCAACAGAGCAUGCCCAGCUUUACAAGACAAAUUGACAGCACAGGCAAAACAGUGAGCAAUGACGCACUAUUUGACUUAUUUCUAGGUUCUACUUCUUCUUUCUGUCUUUGUUCUGUCUAGUCCAUCCACAGUAUCGCUCCAUCAGCAUGGUUUUACCCCUGUUUUGUAUGACCAACUUUUUAAUAAGAUUAUCAUUUUUUCAGAAGGGAGUUAUAGGUACUGGUAUAACAUUGAAAUCAUAUUCAUCCCGUUACAUUCAUUCAGUUGUAGUAUUUGCAUUUCACAUUGAAUCAUUUCCUGUACCUGUGAGAAACCACUCGAAAAAAGAAAAACAAUCAGAGAAAUGCAUACUGAGACAGAGAACAGCAUUAACAGUUUUGUAAUAUUCUGUAUGUAAGGGAAAUAAACAAAAAAGGCUUCCCCAACCCAUUCCCCCCAACCCCCUCAGUCCCCUUCAGGUGUGUUCUCUGAGAACCAUCAUGAGUCAACAGGUGAGAUAGAAGUCAAGGCUUAUCUCUGUCUGUCUUCAAGCUCAGCAGCAAUGUUAACAGACAUUCUUUGUUUACACUGCCCUGACGUGCACACACUUGUCAUUUUGAAACCUGAGAUUCUAAGUGGCAACAAGGGUUUUUCACAGUAUCCAAAACUUUGAGAAUCUGUGAUUUUAUUUGACCAAUUGUAAAUUGUGUAAACUCCUCACCUGGAUUAAAACAUAACGUAAGGACCUGUGAUAGGCACAAAUCUUUUAUGAGCACCUCUUUUAUCCUAGCCGCAAAUUUGAAUUAAGCUUCAAGUAUUCUGUAGAAAGACCUUAGCAGUCAUACGGACAGAGACUCAACAAGAGGUAAGGCAGGUUGAAGUGCUCAGACAUUUAUUAGAUUAUAGCUACAGGUUGUAGAUGACAGCACGUCACACAGUGCUCCCAAAACAUAGAUCUACACACAUGCAAGAGGCAUUUCUCACUUCAUACAAUACAUGGAUUCAUAUAUUUCUGAAUAUUCUCUAACUUUUGGAGAACCACCUGCAACUGGACACAAACAUUUAUAAUAUAGACUUUUAACUGAAUCAGAACAAAGAAAGUAUUGACAAGAACAGGUUAGUUGAAAAAUUCCUUGCUUUCAAUUAGCCAGGCUGUAAUGGGUAUGGAGCACCAUGUAUCUAUUUAACAAGGCAGAGGGCACAUGAUUCCAUGCAAUGAUGUAUAUAAACCCUAGAUUGCUGAUGCUAUGUAUUGGCCAAUGAUAGGCUAUGAAGCUACUCCUCAGAAAGAGGUGUCCUCCAUAGGAAUGAAUGGAAUUCUACAGUAAUUAAAUGUAUUUUGUUGUUGUAGUGGAGACAGUAACAUUAGUGCUCUCAAAAUGUUUUACUUCAAGGAAAAAAUCUAUAUUUUAUAUAUAUAUUUUUUAUAUAUAUACAGUAUGUUCAGUUCACAUAAUGUAAUUUAAAAUAUGCAUUAGGGUGUCUGUAAUAGAAUAUACUUGCCAAAAACAAAUGUAUACAUUAAUAAAUGCAUUUCUACAGUAUAUCUUCCAAAAACCUUUUUACGACGGUGGAGGAGCACAAACAUGGCUGCAUAGUGGCUUCAAACCAGCCCCUGGGACGAAUCUAAGGUUUAUACUCAUCGUUGCCUCCAUCCCAUCUGUAAUAACCCUUGUGUGAAUGAGAGCAUAUUGGUGGUGUGAGGAGCCUGUAGCACUCACUUCACCAUAUAGGCCUGUUUGUUGAUUGUCCAACAUUCAUAUCUAGUUAUAUUUUGCCAUGUAGGCUAUAAGGGCCAAGUGGGCUACUGGGAUAGGUCAUCAUUUUUUAAGAUGCAUUUUAUUUACAGUAGGCUAACAAUGACCAGAUCUGAUCUGUGGUCAAGCCACACCACAAGCAUAACAUCUCUAGGCUAUAGGCCUAGUCUUGAUGGUUGGAUAUUUCCAGAGAUUACAAGAAAAUCCUUAUUAGGCUUCUGAAUUGCAAAGCCAAUUUGAGUUGCCUAUUGUAAUUGUCUGAGGCUGUGUUAUGCUACUUAAGCAUUUACCACAGAGCAGGCCUCAAAAUGGAUGACAUCCCCCUCUUCCCCCUCCCUGCCAUCAGUGAAAGAAUAGCUUCUGACCUCAGCCAUCAUCUCCCUCACUUUGUUUUGUUAAGAUGGAGGUUUGUAUCCAAACCUAAAAAAGUCAUUUGCAUAAGUCUCAAACCUUCUGAUAACAGAGUUUUGGAUGGUGUGCAAAUUGAGAUGUUUCUCUUGGGAUGCAAGUAUGGGUUAGACUGGGUGAAGGUAUUCAAUGUAUUCAGCCCUGGAAGAGGGAUCUGUCAGGAUGAGCUACUGUUCUCUGUCUCUACUCCUGGGUGAGUGAACUGAUAUUUCAGUAUUUUAUCCCAAAUGAUCACCAUCUAGUAUUACUGUCUGCCCUUGACUUUGUGUCUUCUCCUUCCUUUCAGGUUCUCUGUUCAUCAUUGGGACUUCCUCUUAUCCUAAUGGUUCCUGUGAUGGCUACACGGCUCUGGAUGAGCCUCGACGUAACUAUCUCUUCAGCUCUUCCUCUAUCCCCGGCUACCCCAUCAAUACCGACAUACAGCGAACAAACAUAUGGGUGCGCUACGUCGGGAUCGGAGGGGACACCGUCAUUCCACAAUGUGCUCCACUCUAUUACAGCGGGGUAUAUUAUCCCAUCCAUCUGACCUUUACACAUCCUCAGUCUGAGUCUGAGACUCCAACUACGGGCAAUGCAUGUGGAAACACAGGUUCCUGCUGUAAUUACAAUGUAGCUAUUCAAGUGAUCUACUGCUCUUCUGGAGGAUUCUAUGUGUACAGGCAGAUGAACAACCACCCAAUCGACUACAUGGGUUAUGUGACAUACCAUAGGAACUGUGUGGCAGGCUCCUGCGGUCCCCUUGCAGAGUGUAGUACAACCAACAAUGGAGGCUGUCAAUGUGUCUCUGGAUACAAGAUACCUCCAAAACAUCUACCCAAAAACAAAUCCUACGGUUGCCAAGAUAUCAAUGAGUGUGAGGAGACCGCUAAUCUCUGCGGUCCACAUUCCAACUGUACUAAUUCACCAGGAGUCUACAACUGUAGCUGUCUAGAGGGGUUUGUACCCUCAGACCCAGCCUUGGCACUCAACCCAACCCGCAACCCCUGCACAGAUGUGAAUGAGUGUGUGGAGAUUGAGAAGGUUUGUGGUGGUUUUGGUAAAUGUACAAACACACCAGGAAAUUACACCUGCACCUGUUACAAUGGAUACAAGCCUGACGGACCCUUCGACUGCCAAGAUAUUGACGAGUGUUUCAACUCAACCAUCUGUGGUCAGGAGUCUGUCUGUACCAACACACCAGGAGCCCACAACUGUACCUGUCUCCCAGGCUUCUCACCCAGAAACCCAGUCCUAGACCCCAGCAAGGCCAACCCCUGUAUAGACAUUGAUGAGUGUCUGAACAAAACCGUGUGUGGUCCCGAUGCCAACUGUACCAACUCUUAUGCAGCACACAGCUGUACCUGCCUCUUUGGUUACCUGCUCACCAGCCCAGAUGCCAUAGCCAGCCCCUUAAACCCAUGCCUAGACAUAGAUGAGUGUGCUAACACCCCUGGUCUAUGUGGUCUCCACUCUGUGUGUACCAAUGCACCAGGGACCUUCCACUGUUCCUGUGUGGAAGAAUACUACUCCUCCACUGGAGUACUGUGGGAAACUGACGUCACUGUGUGUGAAAGUGUUGAUGAUGUUCUAGCCGCCAUAGUUCCCCCAGAGGGCCAGUCUAAGGAGAUGUACUUCCUCAACCAGAUGAACCAACAGCUGAUGGAGAACCCUGAUAUUGUCCUACCAGAGGGGAAGGUGUCAGGAGCGGGAACCAUCUCAGCGCAGCAGGCCAGUACAGGCCAGGGGUGGAGUGGGGCUGGAAAGGAUGGUGGGGAGUCUGGCAGUGUGGUCCUGAAGAUCUCAGUGCUCCUGGUGAAUGCCUUAGUGGACCCUUCUCAGGGCCGGGUCAACAAAACCAUACACACACCUGAGCUGGACAUUAGUCUGCAGGUAAUGGAGGCCAACAGUACAGACACCUCUUCCCUCUCAGCCAGGGGAAACACCAUGGACAUCAACCUAAAGGCUCUGGCCAGAAACAAUAAUGGUACAGCAUCAGCAGUAUUCCUGACAGUCAGUGGGAUGGAAAGCCUUCUGGGUGCUAGCUUCUUGCAGACAGAAAACCACACAGAGAUGUUGUCUGAUGUCAUCACCGCCACACUGCCCAAGAUCAACCACACCCAGCUCUCUGAGCCUGUCAACUUCACCAUGAGCCACAAGAGGAGGUUGGCUGAGCCUGGCCUGAUGACCUGUGUGUACUGGGAGGACAGAGGAAUGGAAUAUGAGAAUGGAACCAAGGGGAGGCAUUGGUCAGUGAACGGCUGUUGGGUUGUGUUCUCUGAUGAGAACUACACAGUGUGUAGCUGCUCUCACCUCUCCACCUUUGCCCUCAUCAUGCAGACAGGGGAGACUGUGUCGGAGGACAAUCCCUUCCUAGAGUGGGUGAACAGAAUGUGUGUGAUCGUGGGCCUGGUCUUCUUUGCUCUGGCCAUCCUCACCUUCCUGCUGUGUAGCUGGAACCCUAAGAUCAACAACACAGCCCGCCUCCACCUCUGCCUCUGCCUCUUCCUGUCCCAUCUGCUGCUGCUAUUGGAUUACACCUACCUCACUCACAAGCUGGUGUGCUCCAUCAUGGCAGGUCUCCUCCACUUCCUGGUAGUGGCCAGUUUCCUGUGGAUGCUGCUGGAGGCGCUCCAGCUCUACCUGCUGGUCCAGAGACUCUCUAGGAUCCAGGUCAUCCAGAGGGAAGGCCUCCAGAAGAAAUACCUCUUCCUGAUUGGCUAUGGCAUCCCCCUGGUGAUCGUGGGUGUGUCUGCAGCUGUGAAACGUGACGGCUAUGGGGGAUCUAAAGUAUGCUGGCUGAAGCCAGAACAAUACUUUACCUGGGCUGUGUUAGGGCCAGUGUGUACUGUCCUAGCACUGAACUGGAUAUUGUUCUGCGUUACAAUCUGGAGUUUGAGACCUACCUUGGCUAACAUGAAGAGUGAUGUCUCACAGUCCAAAGACACCAGACUGAUCAUCUUUAAGAUCCUGGCACAGUUUGUGAUCCUGGGUUGUACCUGGGUGCUGGGCUUGUUCCAGUCCACCAUGGUCUUCAAGUACCUCUUCAUCGUGCUCAACUCCCAGCAGGGCACCUUCCUCUACAUCGUUCACUGUCUCUUCAACAAGGAGGUACGUGAUGAAUACAGGAAGUGGCUGGGCUGUUCUUCCAGCUCCUCUACUCCAGACUCUAUGAAAGAAGCACCUUCUGUCUCUGAAGACCUGGACAAGGCUGGUGAAGAGAGACAAAACAAAGGAACACGGCCAGGAUGAGAGCAACAUGAUACGAUACCAUCAGACCUUCAAAGCAUUUCAGCACAGUGGGCCUCCACGGUAUAUCUUUCAAUGCACACUGUACACACUAAGUAUGAGAGAGAGAGAGAGAGAGAGAGAGAGAGAGAGAGAGAGAGGUGUGUUUAUAUGGAUGCUAAUGACUCAGAAAACACAGCCUGACCUUUUGUAUUUACUAAUAUUUCCUUUAUCUACAUAAAACAAUGUUUUAUUAGCCUGCAAAUGUAUUUAUAGAAUUUCAUAUUUAUAAAUGAUAUACACAGUAGUUACAGCAUAUUUACCUGUGUGCAAAAUAAACAAAUGAAAAUGUG